Meloidogyne enterolobii is the source of this 257-nucleotide messenger RNA. Lineage: Eukaryota; Metazoa; Nematoda; Chromadorea; Rhabditida; Meloidogynidae. The record is from the annotation of a GenBank genome assembly.
GAAAUGUCUAAAGUAUAUUACGGACGUGAUGUUAUUACCGAGAGUCCUGAGGUUACCGAGAGUAUUGAGUCCAUCAUGAAGCCGAAGGGGGGGCAGCUCCGUGUUGACCCGGAAUGGAUUCAGCGUUUGCCUCGACAUCAUGAAGCAAAGCCUUCUUAUUGGAUGGCAUUCACGGCGGCGAUGCUUGUUGGAGCUUUUGCAUGGCUUCGUCGUUUCUGAUUGGGAUGUUGUGUAAAGAAUUGAAAAUUUAGGGAAUU